GGGGCUAUUCUCUCUCCCAGGAACAUGGCGGCGAGUCAGGGAGGUGGUGGUAACAGUGGGGGCGGCGGUUGUGGUGGAGGUGGAAGCAGCGGUGGCGGUGGCGCGGCCGGCGGGGGAGGUGGCGGAGCAGGAGGGGGAGGCGGCGGCGGCGGCGGGACCCUGGUGGUGCCCAUCCCGGUACCGAGUCUUUUCGGUCAGCCGUUCCCCAACGGGCCGCAGUGGAACCCGGGGAGCCUGCAGCCUCAGCACACCGUGAGGAGCCUGGACCGGGCCCUGGAGGAGGCGGGCAACUCAGGCAUCCUGAGCCUCAGUGGUAGGAAACUCCGAGACUUCCCGGGCAGCGGCUACGACCUGACGGACACCACCCAAGCAGAUCUUUCAAGAAAUCGUUUUACAGAAAUUCCUUCUGAUGUCUGGUUAUUUGCACCUCUUGAAACAUUAAACUUGUAUCAUAAUUGCAUCAAAACCAUUCCUGAAGCCAUUAAAAACCUGCAGAUGUUAACAUACCUUAACAUUAGUCGAAAUCUUUUAUCAACAUUGCCAAAAUACCUAUUUGAUCUUCCCCUUAAAGUUUUGGUCCUCAGUAAUAAUAAACUGGUAUCCAUUCCAGAAGAGAUCGGGAAGUUAAAAGAUUUAAUGGAAUUGGAUAUUAGCUGCAAUGAGAUUCAGGUUCUUCCCCAACAAAUGGGGAAAUUACAUUCACUUAGAGAGCUAAAUAUAAGAAGAAAUAAUCUUCAUGUGUUGCCAGAUGAAUUAGGAGAUCUUCCCUUAGUCAAGCUGGAUUUCUCUUGUAAUAAAGUGACCGAAAUUCCAGUUUGUUACAGGAAGCUGCAUCAUUUACAAGUAAUAAUUUUGGAUAACAAUCCAUUGCAAGUACCACCAGCACAGAUAUGUUUAAAGGGUAAAGUACACAUAUUUAAAUACUUAAAUAUCCAAGCAUGUUGUAGAAUGGAUAAGAAACCAGAUUCUCUGGAUCUUCCAUCGAGUAAAAGAAUGCCCUCCCAGCCUCUCACAGACAGUAUGGAAGAUUUUUAUCCAAAUAAAAAUCAUGGCCCUGACUCUGGAAUUGGAAGUGAUAAUGGAGAGAAACGAUUAUCUACAACGGAACCAUCAGACGACGACACAAUCAGCCUUCAUUCUCAAGUCUCAGAAUCAAAUAGAGAGCAACCAUCAAGAAAUGACAGUCACUCAAUAGGAAUUAAACCUGAUUCUCAGAAAGACCAGGAGGUGUAUGAUUUUAUUGAUCCCAACACAGACGAUGUAGCAGUUCCUGAGCAAGGAGAUGCACAUAUCGGAUCAUUUGUCUCUUUCUUUAAGGGAAAAGAAAAAGGUCCUGAAAAAUCUCAGAAAAAUGAAGAAUUGGGAGAUGAAAAAAGACUUGGAAAAGAACAGUUAUUUGCAGAGGAAGAGGAUGAUGAUUUGAAGGAAGUAACUGAUUUGAGGAAAAUAGCCGCUCAGUUAUUGCAGCAAGAACAGAAGAACAGGAUUCUUAAUCAUUCAACUUCUAUCGCAAGAAACAAGCCAAAACAAACCAUGGAAUGUGAAAAGAGUGUCUCAGCAGAUGAAGUUAAUUCACCGUUAUCACCCCUCACAUGGCAGUCCUUAGAGAAUCAGAAGGAUCAAAUAGAUGAACAACAGUGGCCAGAAUCUCAACCAAUAAUCUGGCAGAGUGAAGAAAGGAGGCGGAGCAAACAGAUUAGAAAAGAAUAUUUCAAGUAUAAAUCAUCAAGGAAGAGUUCAAGUGGCAAUGAAAAUGAUGAGCAAGAAAGUGAUAAUGCUAAUAUGUCACCACAAUCUCCAGUGUCAUCUGAGGAAUAUGAUAGAACUGAUGGUUUUUUACAUGGCCCCUUUGGCUUGAAGCCCAGAUCAGCUUUUAGCCGCUCAUCACGCCAGGAAUAUGGGGCAGCAGAUCCAGGUUUUACAAUGAGAAGAAAGAUGGAACAUCUACGGGAAGAACGAGAGCAAAUACGACAACUUCGCAACAAUCUCGAAUCCAGGUUAAAAGUAAUUUUACCUGAUGACAUUGGAGCUGCACUGAUGGAUGGGGUUGUUCUUUGCCAUUUAGCCAAUCAUAUAAGGCCACGCUCUGUAGCUAGUAUUCAUGUGCCAUCACCAGCAGUGCCUAAACUGAGCAUGGCAAAAUGUCGAAGAAAUGUAGAAAAUUUUCUUGAUGCUUGUAAAAAGUUGGGUGUCUCACAGGAAAGACUUUGUUUGCCUCAUCAUAUUUUGGAAGAAAGAGGUCUUGUGAAAGUUGGUGUCACAGUUCAGGCUCUUCUUGAAUUACCUACAACCAAGGCAUCUCAGCUUUCUACAGCUUGAUAUAACAUUUAAAAAUCAUAAUUGUCUAGUUUCAUUUAUUUGAAGUGAUUUCAAAGAUCUCAAAUGUAUGAAUAAGGAUGUCUGAUCGAAAAUGAUUUUAUUAGAUCAAGCCUUAGGUUUAAGGAAAAUUCUGUUAAAACAUCAAAAUUAAAUUUUGAAUUUCCCAUACUUCUUUUGGGGGAAAACUGGAUCAACCCAAUAAGAGUUUGUGUUAAAUUCAAAUUCUCUUCUUACUAUGUCAGUUGAUAAUCUUGAUUAUUUUUCAACAAUCAGAUUAAUACUAAAUUUAAAACAUGGUUUCAAUUUAAUAAUCACAUUAGGUUUAAUUUUUUUUAUAUCAUAGCAUACUGGUAAACAUCUGGAUAAGGAAAUCAUUUUUUUACCAAUUUAAAACAGUUCUAUAUUUGAGUUAUUUAAUAUACUUGUAAUCCUAGUUUAUACACAAUUUCUUCAAUCUUUGGUCUUAGUUUUCUAGAAAAAAUGUGAGUAGAAAAUACAGAACUCUGGCUUUAUAUUAAAUUCUUUUAGUAUUAUAGGUUGGUGCCAAAAUAUUUUCAGUUGUACUGUAGAUUGUUUACAUGUGAAGUGCCUGUGUAACUGAUGACUCAUAUAGUCUUAAGCAUUUUUGCAAUUUCUUUUUAUGUA
This is a messenger RNA of Camelus dromedarius (Arabian camel), 2964 nucleotides long. RefSeq names its product leucine rich repeats and calponin homology domain containing 2 (gene LRCH2). The transcript is spliced from 21 exons. Gene Ontology annotation, molecular function: protein binding. The record is from RefSeq and is a predicted model, not a curated record. The coding region runs from base 25 to 2319 and encodes 764 amino acids. Lineage: Eukaryota; Metazoa; Chordata; Mammalia; Artiodactyla; Camelidae.